CUCCAUGAUGGCCAUGGGCGAACCAAGGCUGAACUGGGAUGUUUCCCCCCAAAAUGGCCUUAAGACAUUUUUCUCUCGAGAAAAUUAUAAAGAUCAUUCCAUGGCUCCAAGUUUAAAAGAACUGUGUGUUUUAUCUAACAGAGAGAACAAAGGAAUUAUGUGGAUUUGUUGGUUAAAUAUGCAAAAACUCCUGCAAAUUCUAAAGCUGUUGGAAUAAAUAAAAAUGACUAUUUGCAGUACUUGGCACUGGGGAUUGAAUUCAGGACCUCAUGCACGCCAAGCACGCGCUCUACCACUGAGCUAUAUUCCCCACCUCCAAGAAUGAAUGUUACCUUUUUUGCCUCUAAUUUAAUACAGAAAAAAUGUUGAUCUCUUGUCUUACAUUAAUUUACAGUGGUUAUUAAUGAAAAUAAGCAUUUCCCAUGUGUUUAUAAGCCAUUUCUAUUUCUUCUUUUGUAACUUGCCUAUUCAUGUGUUUGCUUAUAUUUACAUUUAGGUGUUUGUGCUUUUUUAUGUUAAGAGCAUUUUAUAAAAUAAUCUUAUUUCCUAAGCCCAUAUUGUAUUAUUAGUCAUUAGCUUAUCUCUUCUUGUGAAAUUAGCUUUUUCUUUGUGAUUUGUGUUUUGGAUGUGAUACUUUGUAAGUCCAAAUUAUUAGAGUAAUGUUUGAGAAGUGAUUGUUUGUAACCAACUUCUUAUUCCAAGACAUGUCUACUUUUUUAAAAAUCAGGAUAUGAAAAAACAUGUGAAUGAAGAAGUUACAGAAUUCCUAAAAUUUUUGCAAAAUUCUGCAAAGAAAUGUGCACAAGAUUAUAAUAUGCUUUCUGAUGAUGCUCGUCUUUUCACAGAGCAAAUUUUAAAAGCUUGCAUUGAACAAGUGAAAAAGUAUCCAGAAUUCUAUACGCUCCAUGAAGUCACCAGCUUAAUGGGAUUCUUCCCAUUCAGAAUAGAGAUGGGAUUAAAGUUAGAAAAAACUCUUCUCGCAUUGGGCAGUGUAAAAUAUGUGAAAACAGUAUUUCCCUCAAUGCCUGUAAAGUUGCAGCUGUCAAAAGAUAACAUGCCUGCCACCGAAGCACCAGAACAAAUCGCCGCAGCUAUGCAUUAUGAUAUUAGUAAAGACCCAAAUGCAGAGAAGCUUGUUGCAAGAUACCACCCUCAGAUAGCUCUAACUAGUCAGUCAUUAUUUACCUUGUUAAAUAAUCAUGGACCAAGCUACAAGGAACAGUGGGAAAUUCCAGUGUGUAUUCAAGUAAUACCUGUUGCAGGUUCAAAACCAGUUAAAGUAAUAUAUAUUAAUUCACCACUUCCCCAGAAGAAAAUGACAAUGAGAGAAAGAAAUCAAAUCUUCCAUGAAGUUCCAUUAAAAUUCAUGAUGUCCAAAAACACAUCUGUUCCAGUCUCUGCAGUAUUUAUGGACAAACCAGAAGAUUAUAUAUCUGAAAUUGAUACGUCUUAUGAAGUUAAUGAAUGCCGAAAAAUUGAAACCCUUGAAAAUUUGGAUCUGGAUUUUGAUGAUGAUGUCACAGAACUUGAAACUUUUGGAGUAACUACCACCAAAUCGUCAAAGUCACCAAGUCCAGCAAGCACUUCCACAGUACCCAGCACAACAGAUACGCCCAUAGCCCCCAGCACGGCAACCACAUCUGUAGCACCAAAUGCACCAGACAUUUCUGCUCACUCUAGAAGUUUAUCUCAGAUUCUGAUGGAACAGUUGCAAAAGGAGAAACAGCUGGUGACUGGUAUGGAUGGUGGCCCUGAAGAGUGCAAAAAUAAAGAUGAUCAAGGAUUUAUACCAUGUAGUGAAAAGGUAUCAAAUUCUGACAAGUCUUUGGUGCAAGAAGAUAACUUGAAAACAUCCGAUGCCUUUCAGUUAGAAAGUUCUACAGAAGUGGAAACUUCUAAUGAAAAUGAUAUGGCCACUGACAUGGAGUGUGUUGGUGAAGCACUGAAUGUUGUAGAGAACACAGACAAUAAUUCAAAGGAAAAGACUGUUACAUCAGAAGCAGCUAAAACUGAAGAUGUAGUUCUUUGCAAUAGUGAUACAGAUGAAGACUGUUUAAUAAUUGAUACAGAAUGUCAAAAUAAUAGUAAUGGAAAGACAGCCGAAGUGGGUUCUAAUUUAAGUUCUAAGCCAACUAGCCUGAAUUCUUCCUCAGGACAGGCUUCUGUAGGAAACCAGACUAAUACUACUUGUAGUCUUGAAGAAUCAUGUAUUUUAAAAAAACCUAUCAAACGAGUAUAUAAAAAAUUUGAUCCAGUUGGAGAAAUUUUAAAAAUGCAAGAUGAACUCUUAAAGCCAAUUUCCAGAAAAAUACCUGAGUUGCCUUUAAUGAAUUCGGAAAAUUCUAAGCAGCCUCCUAUUUCUGAGCAAUCCUCUGCUCCUUCAGAUGCCUCUGGUUGGCCAAAAUCUAUAUGGCCUUCUGCCUUUCAGAAGCCAAAAGGACGAUUGCCAUAUGAACUUCAGGACUAUGUUGAAGAUACUUCGGAAUAUGUGGCUCCUCAGGAUGGAAAUUUUGUUUACAAGCUGUUCAGCCUGCAAGACCUGUUGCUACUUGUGCGAUGCAGUGUCCAGAGGAUAGAGACCAGACCACGUUCCAAAAAGCGGAAGAAAAUCAGAAGACAAUUUCCAGUUUAUGUGCUACCGAAAGUGGAGUAUCAGGGUUGCUACGGAGUUGAAGCUCUGACUGAAAGUGAACUUUGUCGCCUGUGGACUGAAAGUUUAUUGCAUUCCAACUGCUCAUUUUAUGUUGGACAUAUUGAUGCAUUUACUUCAAAGCUUUUCCUGCUAGAAGAAAUUACCUCAGAAGAAUUGAAAGAAAAACUUUCAGCACUCAAGAUUUCAAGUUUAUUUAACAUCCUCCAACACAUUCUAAGGAAACUAAGUAGUUUGCAGGAGGGUUCCUACUUGUUGUCUCAUGCAGCAGAAGAUUCUUCACUCCUGAUCUACAAGACCUCUGAUGGAAAAGUUACUAGGACAGCAUACAAUUUGCAUAAAACACAUUGCGGCCUUCCUGGUGUACCUUCCAGUCUCUCAGUGCCCUGGGUCCCCUUAGAUCCCAGCCUCCUACUGCCAUAUCAUAUCCAUCAUGGAAGAAUACCUUGUACUUUUCCGCCUAAAUCACCAGGUCCCACAACACAACAAAAGAUUGGUGGAACAAGAAUGCCUACCCGCAGCCGCAGGAAUUCAGUUUCCAUGGAAACCAAAAGCCUGCCUGCUCAGCAAGUUGAAAAUGAAGGAGUGGCUCCAAGUAAAAGAAAAAUAACUUAAGCCCUGGAAAAUGAAGAAAAGCCAGUUAUAACCAUAGAAAACAAAGCAAAGCCAGUUAUAACAGUGUUCAGUUUAGAAGAGUUUGAGGGGCAAAGAGAACAUUUUUCUUUUAGUGUCCUUGGGAGUUCUUAGAGUGCCUUGAAAAAACAUGUUGGCGAUGUGAAGCAGUAUUCCACCCGAAACAGAAUGUUGUGCUCUUAAUACCUGACGUUCGAUGAGAUUCUAGAUACGUUUUAACAUUAUCAUGGCAGGGAAGUACAGAGAAGGAAAUAUUUUUAUAGUAGACCUUUUCCAAAAAUUGUAAAUAGGAAAAUAAUUUGCUUUUUUAAAGAGCAAUAUUUAUCAUUAUAUAUUAUGUUAAUAAUUUGAGUUGUAUUGCCAGUCUGUUGAGAUUGACUCGAAAGGUUAAAUCUUACUGCUGUCAGAGAUAAUUUUGAGUUACGUAAACCUUAUUUCUGACCCAUUAUGACAGUUUUUAUAUACUACUUUAAAAUGAUGAUUGUUGCAGGUUAAUGAAGUUAGUACCUUUAAAAUUUUGGUGAAAUGCCAUUGCAGAAUCCAAAAAUAAAAAAUCCUCUGCCUCUGAAAAUAUACAAGUAAGUUAAUGCUUUUUUUGUUGGGCAACCAUCAGUUUGUUUAAAAAAAAAAAACUUUUGUGGUUGAACAGGUUUGUUGAGGAAUGCCUCUGUCUCUUGUCACAAAUCCAGGCUGAGUGUUGAAAUACAUUACUAAAAGCAAAGAGCUGAGUAUAUCUUCUCAACAUAUCUCAUGUUUCAACUGGUAAGACUAAUGUGUGGUAAAACAGAUGCUGUGUUUUUCUCAUCUGCAAAGAUUCAAUUCAAUUAUUGUGGAUAAUUUAAAUUUUUCAGGACCAUGGAGGUGAAUUUGGAAAAGGGCAUGAUCAAUUAAUGUUAUUGGAGCAAAUUUGGACUUAAGAAGGGAUGGACUUAAUUGUUUAAUUCCUCUUUAAUGUGCACCGAAUACGUGCAUCAUUUGUAAAAUACAAACUUUGUAAUCCAAGGCGGUAUUUGCUUUGUUUUUGGAAUUUUUUAUGCAUUUUUAUAUUAAUAUAAGAAAUUAGUCCUCGAAACUUUCUCAACUAUUAUAAGAAACUAGUAAGUAUUUUUUUACUACCGAGUUUUGUUUUGAUUUUCUUGGUUGUUUAUAAAAUAUUUUUUUAAUUAAUGAGUAAUUAUUGUAAAAUCUUUAAAUUUAUUUUAAUAUAUAAUUUCUUCAUCCUUUCAUUCCCUUUUUAAAAUAUUGAGCUUUGUUUUCAGUGGACUUGAUGGUUUGUGCUUUUUUUUUUUUAUGUAAUUUUGUCACAUACCCACAUUUCCCAGAAAUAUUUCAGUUGUGAAUCACUUGGCAGUGAAGCAAGGGAGAUGCAGGGAUUCCCUUGGAAUUUGCUCUUUUAAAAAAGGUAGACAAUGAUUGCUUCAGACUUCUGAAUACUGGAGAGACUUGGCUUUCAUUUUUUUACUGUUCCUUUUUAGUAAAAUGUGAUCUUGCAAGUGGUUGUUUUGAAAUUACCUUAGCCAUCUAUUUGAGAAACCCUGAUAAUAUAUAUAAAGCCAGUCUUAGUUUUCUACUUGUGCUGAAUCAAGCUUCUUUUUUUCUAAUGUAUAUUGGAUCUUGUGUUCUUUUUCUUAAUUUUUAGUAUUGAAAAUGUAUAAACAAUAAAAUAGCGUUGACAGUAUGAGCAAAUAUUUAAAAAAAAACAAAAAGCAGACCCAGUGUUGGCAAGGGUAUGAUGAGCCUGGGCCACUUACACCUCUGUGGUGAAGGUAUAAAUAUUUCAUUCAGUAAAUGUUUGAGUGCAUCUGUGUGCUAUGUAAUCUAAAGCAGGUCCCCACAGUUACUCAUAACAUUCUUUUUUCACAUAUCACAGUAUUUGUUCAUUUGACUUACUGUUUUCUCGAAUAGACUACAAGCUGUACAAGGAUAAUAUAUAUUUGUUUUGUUUUGUUUUGUUCACUGUAACAAACACCUAAGACAAUGUCUGUUGUGUAGUUGCUUACUGAUAAAAGUUGGAUGUACGAAUAAAUGAAUGUUUAGAUAUCGAGGAUAGAUUUUUUCCCUAGGAGCUUACGUUCUAGUGGAAGGCACAAUAGUGAUCUAUGUGAUAAGUAAUAAAGUAAUAAA
Molecule: messenger RNA, 5407 nt
Organism: Vicugna pacos (alpaca)
Lineage: Eukaryota; Metazoa; Chordata; Mammalia; Artiodactyla; Camelidae
Source: RefSeq, a predicted model, not a curated record